AUGGCUCCCCAAAGAAUGUGGCUUCUCCUACUGCUGAGCUGUGUACUCAGCACUGAAGUCUUGGGUGACAUCAUCAUGAGACCCAGCUGUGCUGCUGGAUGGUUUUACUACAAGUCCAAUUGUUACGGAUACUUCCGGAAGCUGAGGACCUGGUCUGAGGCUGAGUACGAGUGUCAGUUGUAUGGAAAUGGAGCCCACCUGGCAUCUCUCCAGAAUGCAAAGGAAGCCAACAUCGUAGCGAAGUAUAUAAGUGGCUACCAAAAAACCAAGCCUGUAUGGAUCGGCCUGCAUGACCCACAAAAGAGCCAGAAGUGGCAGUGGAUCGAUGGGGCCUUCUAUUUGUACAGAAAAUUGUCGGCCAAGUCCGCAGGUGGGAACAAGUACUGCGUGGAGAUGAACUCCAGGGAAGGCUUUUUAACUUGGAGGAGCAACAAAUGCAGCACGCACCAGCACUUCCUGUGCAAAUACCGAGUGUAGAGCACAAAUCGAGGCCGUGCUCACCCCACACACGCCCCUGCCCUCCUCCCUCUGUGCAUGCUGGCUGCGUCUGAUCAUUGUCUCAGAGCAAACACGGCAACUGAGGCUGAUCGGCCCUGUCACACUCACUCUUUUAGGUUUAUUAGCGUCCGAGGCCUCAACACUGUACGACAGUGGCUUCUAUGACAAUUACAGGAAAUGUGGCUUUGGUGUGAUCUCGUUUGCAUUUCUUAGAAGCAUCCCCAGAGAGGAGAGGAAGUGUGGCUGGGCCGCCCACGCAGUUCGGGAUGUGUGGAUGGC
This is a messenger RNA of Lynx canadensis (Canada lynx), 777 nucleotides long. RefSeq names its product regenerating family member 4 (gene REG4). The record is from RefSeq and is a predicted model, not a curated record. Gene Ontology annotation, molecular function: signaling receptor activity; mannan binding. The transcript is spliced from 5 exons. The coding region runs from base 1 to 477 and encodes 158 amino acids. Lineage: Eukaryota; Metazoa; Chordata; Mammalia; Carnivora; Felidae.